Opisthocomus hoazin is the source of this 2982-nucleotide messenger RNA. The record is from RefSeq and is a predicted model, not a curated record. NCBI's taxonomy places the organism in Eukaryota, Metazoa, Chordata, Aves, Opisthocomiformes, Opisthocomidae.
AUGAAGCGCUCCAUGGCUCAUGGGCAGACGAUCCCAACAGUCAUCAGGGUCCUAAGUACCAUGACCAGGCCAGGACCGGAGCCCCGGGAAGCGGCCGUACGGGAGGAAUUCUUCAGCCCACAGUUUUUGGAGAGAUCGUCACAAAGAUCCCUGCGCUUUCUGCAAGGACCAACCCCUACGCGCAACGUCAGAAGCCUCGGCACCCACACGCUGCGUAGAUUUACACGAGUAAAUCCAGCGGUGAUAAUAAACCCAGCUGCAGUCAGCGCCUGCCGUUACCUGGCUCACAGCUGCUGUUCGUCAUACUCUGAUGUGAACGCUUACAUGAUGGCGGAACUGCUUCAUGUGAAGGACAAAGGAAGUUCCAUGGAAGACACAGCUGGUAGAGGGAACAUGCUGUUGACAGCUGCAGCUGGUAAAGGGAAUACUGUGUCAUAUUCUGGUGUGAUUCGUGAGAAGCCAAAGAAAUGGCAGUGUUCCUCUGAAAAUGUUUUCUCUAUUGGCGAUGACAAGAGCCUCUUUCGUUCAUUAAUAUCACCCCCUCAAAUGAGGACUUGCCAUCAUUGUAGUCUGUUUGGAUCGCUCAGAUGUUCACAAUGUAAGCAAAUAUACUACUGCUCUGCAGAUUGUCAGAAGAAAGACUGGCCAGCACAUAGUGUUAUAUGUAAGCCAGUUAAAGAGAAUGCAAGUAAUAAUAAUGGAGGCAAGUUACCUGCUAAAACUGAGAAGGGAGUUUAUCUUAAGGAGGAAAUGAUGUGGAGUUUUGCUGUAGACUUUGUUCUUCCAGAUUUUAGAGACUGCUUAGAUAAAGUACCUGUAGAAAUGAAGUCUGAUUUAACUCCAGGAAGUAACGCCAAAGGAGCAGAUUCCAAAGAGUCAGAAAACCGUUCUCAGGGAGGCAGAGAAACACCUGAAGAUGAAGAACUUCUUCACUGUGCUGAUUCGGUUGCAAAGUGUGUCUCUGUAUCUAUCGGAGAUACAUUUGCAGGUGUGGUUUCCUGCGUUCAAAAUCCAGAAUGCUUUUUCUGUCAGCAGAUACACAGUGCCUGUCAACUUGCUGAGCUACAGCGGUCUCUUAACGAACAUUGUGACAAACUUCCCAGUAGUUCAGCUUUCUGUCCUGCUGCUGGAAAUGUGUGCUGUGCCCAGUUCACAGAAGACAAUCUGUGGUAUCGUGCUGCUGUGAUAGCACGUGUUUCUGAAGAUACUGUUUUGGUGGGCUAUAUAGAUUACGGUAACUUCGAAGUUCUUCCACUGACUAGACUUCGUCCUAUGAUGUCAACAUUAAUGGACUUGCCAGCUCAAGCCAUAAGAUGUACCUUGGCAGGUGUAAAGCCACCAUUAGGAGCCUGGACCUCGAAAGCUAUUUCUUUUAUGAACCAACUGGUGAAAGACAAAGUAUUCACAGUAAAAGUGGUGGAUAGAGAGAGUUACAGAGCUGUGGUGGAGCUUGUGGAUGCAUCAGUUACUCCAGUAAUAAAUGUAUCGAGCCAUCUCAUAGGGAAAGGCUGUGCAGCUGAGGAAUCGAGGAUGGCCUUACCAGCAAUCGGAAUGAGUGAUAUUAAGCGAGCAGAUGAGGACACAAUGAACAAAGGAAUUUGGAAGUGGAGUAAAUUAACUCUUAAACAAACAGUAGAUGUCAUAGUGUGUACACUGUACAAUCCUGGAGAAUUCUACUGUCAGAUUUCAAAUAACAGUGAGUUACAGGCUCUAAACUUACUUAAUAAAUCAUUGUCUGAAUACUGUCAGAAAACUCCACCAAAUGUUUCUAAGCCUGAGAAUGGAGAACCUUGCUGUGCUUUUUUCUCUGGUGAUGGUAACUGGUACCGUGCUUUGGUGCAAAAUGUUACUUCGGAUGGAAGUGUUAAAGUAUGCUUUGUAGACUACGGAAAUGUUGAGGAAGUACCACUGGAUAAAGUACGGCACAUCUCAUCCUCGUUCCUAAAACUUCCAUUUCAAGGAAUUAAAUGCUGGCUCUCAGGUAUAAAGCCGAGUAAUAGCAAAUGGAUCCCAGAAGCUACAGCAAGAUUUCGUAUGUACACUACAGGGAUAAAGCUUCAAGCCAGAGUGACUUCCCUUUCCAGAGAUGGGGCAGGUGUAGAGCUUAUUGACAAUUCCACAGGUCUUCCAAAAGUUAUCAAUGAGAUAUUAACUUCUGAAAAACUGGCUGUAAAGGAAGUUCUACAAGAUAAAAAUAACUUUUCAAACAAGCCUGUUGACAAAAAAGAAACCUCACUUGGGCACUGGAGGUCGAUUGAAUUGGCUAUAGGUGAAAGCAUACCUGUGUGUGUAACAGAAGUUGUAAGUCCAGACCUGUUCUAUGCUGUACCAGUUCAAACUAAAGAUCAAGAGAAGCUACACAGGCAGUUGAUUGAACUAGAAGGCUAUUGUAAAUCUUGUAAGAACCAGCCCUUCAAACCCGAACUGGGUGAAGCCUGUUGUGCCAGGUCUUCAGGUGAUGGCUAUUGGUGCAGAGCUCUUGUUCUAAAAGCUUCUCAGUCUGCAGUGAAAGUACUAUAUGCAGACUAUGGGAACACAGAAACUUUACCGCUUUCAAAGGUGCUGCCAAUUGCUGAUUCCUACUUAAAGCUGCCUUUUCAGACAAUUUUGUGUUCACUUGCAGGAAUAGAGAAAGCCGAGUGGUCUCCAUUAUUACUUGACAGGUUGAAAGAGAUGUUAUUGAAUAAAUAUGUCACAAUUACAGUGAAAGGCAUUAAUGGAAAUGUUAAUUUAGUAACAGUGGAGAAACUUUGUGAAAAUGGUAGUCUGAAUGUGGCUGACAAACUGGUAAUGGAAGGUUUUGUCAAAUCCUGCCGUGCUGAAAACUUACAUAGGGAACAUCAAGGCACUGGAGGUGAGACCAAAUGCUGCUGCACAGAGUUAAAAAUUCGAGUAAGAUUCAGUCCAAGCAGUACUCACUUUAUGUUUCCAGAAUUUAAAAGAAACCCUAUGUGGGAGGCAAAUGGGAGUGGGGGGAGAUAA